This is a messenger RNA of Vitis riparia (riverbank grape), 1732 nucleotides long. RefSeq names its product shaggy-related protein kinase alpha-like. Gene Ontology annotation, biological process: protein phosphorylation; signal transduction. The transcript is spliced from 13 exons. Gene Ontology annotation, molecular function: protein serine/threonine kinase activity; ATP binding. The coding region runs from base 280 to 1509 and encodes 409 amino acids. The record is from RefSeq and is a predicted model, not a curated record. Gene Ontology annotation, cellular component: cytoplasm. NCBI's taxonomy places the organism in Eukaryota, Viridiplantae, Streptophyta, Magnoliopsida, Vitales, Vitaceae.
UUGACUGCCAAUUUGCCAUCAAUCUCAGACAGGAAUGUCCUAACACCCUCCCUUCUCUCUCUCUCUCUAGAAAUCCACAGGUUUAACAGAUUUGAUCAAUACCCUUCAGCUGAAAUCGCUUCAUUUGCCUGUUUCUGAGUUCGGGUCAUGCAUUUUUCUCCGAACCACCGAUCUCUUCCGCUUCAGAGAAUCCUGACCCAUUCGGUAAGUUAUAGACUUCUAUAAUCAAUUUGAGAGUAAUCGGGAAGGGGAUCUGCUCAAUUCUCUUUUCUUGAGCUAAUGGCUUCAGUAAGCAUAGCGCCUGCUUCUGGGUUGAGAGAACCCAAUGGGAAUACUGUUGGUGUUGAUAGGUUGCCUGAUGAGAUGAAUGACAUGAAAAUUAGGGAUGACAAGGAAAUGGAAGCUACUGUGGUGGAUGGUAAUGGGACAGAGACUGGUCAUAUAAUUGUAACAACUAUUGGAGGGAAAAAUGGCCAGCCAAAGCAGACCAUCAGCUAUAUGGCAGAGCGUGUUGUUGGGCAUGGAUCUUUUGGAGUAGUGUUCCAGGCAAAGUGCUUAGAGACUGGUGAAACAGUUGCAAUUAAAAAAGUUCUUCAAGACAAGAGAUACAAGAACAGAGAGUUACAGACUAUGCGUCUUCUGGACCACCCUAACGUUGUGUCGCUGAAGCACUGUUUCUUUUCAACAACUGAAAAGGAAGAGCUCUAUCUUAAUUUAGUGCUUGAGUAUGUCCCUGAGACUGUUCAUCGGGUGAUCAAACACUACAAUAAGAUGAACCAGAGGAUGCCAAUGAUAUAUGUGAAACUUUACACUUACCAGAUUUGUAGAGCGCUGGCUUACAUUCAUGGUGGUAUUGGAGUAUGCCACAGGGAUAUAAAACCUCAAAAUUUAUUGGUUAACCCACAUACCCACCAGCUGAAGCUAUGUGAUUUUGGAAGUGCAAAAGUUUUGGUAAAAGGGGAAUUGAACAUAUCUUACAUCUGUUCUAGGUACUAUCGAGCACCUGAACUUAUAUUUGGUGCAACCGAAUACACCACAGCCAUUGAUAUCUGGUCAGCCGGCUGUGUUUUGGCUGAACUACUGCUUGGACAACCUCUCUUUCCCGGGGAGAGUGGAGUGGAUCAGCUUGUGGAAAUCAUUAAGGUUUUGGGCACCCCAACAAGGGAGGAAAUUAAGUGCAUGAAUCCCAAUUACACAGAAUUUAAAUUCCCACAAAUUAAAGCCCACCCAUGGCACAAGAUAUUCCAUAAGCGGAUGCCCCCUGAGGCCGUCGAUCUUGUCUCAAGACUGCUGCAGUACUCUCCGAACCUUCGUAGCACAGCUCUGGAGGCUUUGAUCCAUCCCUUUUUUGAUGAGCUACGUGAGCCAAACACCCGUCUGCCAAAUGGACGUUUCCUUCCCCCAUUGUUCAACUUCAAGCCUCAUGAACUAAAGGGCGUGCCUGUGGAUAUGUUGGUGAAGUUGAUCCCAGAACAUGCGAGAAAGCAAUGUGCCUUCCUUGGGUUGUGAUGCGGUUCUUUGUAAUUGAUGAGUGUUCACAGCAGAAAAGUGCAGUCUGCCAUCAAGAAGUAGCUAUUUUUUAAUUUUCUCCUCUUCAUUUGUUCUUUCUACCUUUUAGUUUCCCUGGUAUUCAUUUCUUGUUUCUAAAAGCAGAUCAAGCAAGCUAUGCUUUAUAUGUUCCCAAAUUAUAACAGUAUAUUGAAUGCAAAGAUUGUUUUCUUCUUUUCAAGUA